GAACAGUUAGUGGCAGCCAAGAAGUCAGUCAGUCAGUCGGUCAGUCGGUUCCGCUAUGAAUUGGGAGUCCACAAAUAAAUACAUACGGCACACGACACGCAUGCUCAUAGCUCAUCCAUCUGACUGUCUGUCUGCGUGUCAUGUCCGCCUGCCUGUCUGUCUGUCACUCUCUCUGUCUGUCUGUCCGUCUGUCCGUCUGUCCGUCUGUCCGUCUCCGACUGCAAUCCACUCACUCUACUGUACAAAUGGCGAUAGCAAUAUCAAUCAACGAAUCAUCUGACAACAAACGACACUCUCAUGCGCACCGCAUGCACCCAUCCUGCUGCAUGCCAGCCAUGUGUUUUCCUCUCCCAUCGUGUGUGUGUGCAUAAGUGCGGUGGGUGCGGCAGGGAGGGAGGGCACGGAAAGACGAGAGAGACGAGCGCAAAACCCUCCGCUGUCCGGGCGUGUGUGUGUGUGUGUGUGUGUGUAUAGGCACGACAGACACCCACGGCACGGCCGACACUGACUGCGACACUGCUCCUGCUUGCAAAACGGGCCAUCCGUGGUGGGGGUGGGGUGGCGAGGUGCAUGAUAUGGGUGCCAACACAAUACUCUACACACACACAAACCAAACCAAACAACCGUGCGCCAACCCCCGGGAGGCAAGACAUCACAUACGACAGCACACGAACUAAUCAUCACACAUGACAUGACAUGACAUGACAAGACAAGAAAGCCGGACAUUGUUUCAUGCCAUGCAUACCACACCUGGCCGGCCGGGAGGCCAUGAUGGUGUCCCCCACCCACUGCCUCGCGAACGUCUCUCUACACGCAAUCCGUGCCAAUACCACACACACACACACACACACCAAGAGCGACAGCGUCGGUCAGUCAGUCGGGCAGUCAGCGGCCAGGAGGGAGGGAGGGAGGGAGAAAGAAAGAAAGCAUCAUGCAGCAUAGCAUUCCAGCAUAGCAUCAUCGACUAGUGUAUCCACAACACGAUAUACAUGGUGGGAUGAAAACGAUGACAGACAGACAGACACCCAAACAAGGGAUAGGGAUGGGGAGGGAGGAGACAGACACAGACACAGACACAGACACAGACAAAGCGACGAGAAAGACACCGAGGGAGGUAAGGGAUGCCAAGAAGAAAUGGAGGAAGAAUGGACGGAAUGGAUGCUCGGAAGGAAGGGGCUGGAUGCGUGGCCAGCCAGCCAGCCGACCGGCGCGGCAGAAAACCCUGCCAGCCGAGAGUGGGGUGAGCGAGAAUGCAGAGACGCAGCCAUGGAUGGAUGGAUGGCCUGAACUGCAGACAAUGGCGUGAUCAGAAUAGGGGCACAGUGCAGGCGCGCAGGACAUGGACACCUGUGUCGCUCUGUCUGCAUUAUUGCGAGUGGAGGCUGUUGCUCACCACCACAAGCACGGAUGCCGGAUGGACGACACAAGUGUCCAUGCCAUGCCGUCACGCAGAAUGCCCGCCAUGAGAGCCGACGCUGCCUGCCUGCCUGCCUCCCUGCCUGAUCUCUCUCUCUCUCUCUCUGACUGCACACAACAAUCAACCAAAGCAAGCGACUAAAGCAGUCCCUGAUGUGAUGGCAUCAGCUGAUAGAUCCAUGUGUGUAUGUGUGUGUUGAUGUAUGUGUAUGUGCCCGCCCAAACUACCAAAGUACACACCACACCGCACCGUACCGCCCGUCCACACCCACACACUUGCAGAUGAAUAUGCGCACAUAGUGCCUUGCCUCCCUUCUCUCCCUAGUCAGUCUACUUCUGCACAUCAGCCAGCCAGCCGGCCGGCCGGGCGGCCUGCACAAUCUCGAUCUCUCCCCAUCUCUCUCUCCCAUAGUAUUCAUUGCCUCGCCGUCUGCCUGCUCCCAUAUGGGUAGCCGCUGAGGCUGGUGCUGGUGCUGUUGCCGGCCGCAGCAGCAGCAGCAGCAGCAGCAGCGAUACCGUUGUUGUAGGGGUACGUCUGAGCCUGGCUGCUCAUAAUGGGCGGCAGCCUCUCCCUCUCCCUCUCCCUCUCCCUGUCCCUGUCUCUGUCCCUCUGCCGUUGCGGCGUCUUGGUGCGGUGUGACGAUGGGGGGAGGAAGGAGUGGUAGUGGGGGUGGGGAUGGCUGCUGAAGGACUCGGGAUGGGCGGGGACAUCCUCGCUGGUCGGGAAAACAAACGACUCACCUGUAUGUGCCAUGAGAUGAGGAGGGAAGGAGGGCACAUGUCAUGUGGAUGGUAUGGUCUGUGUGUUGGGUGUUGGGUGUCGGCCUGUGUGGUGUGGUGCCUGCCUCUGGGUGUGAGAACUCUGCUAGAUGGUGCGCCGUUGUCCUCCUCGCCCGAGUGGCGCCACAGGGACUCGCUCGUCGCCAUGCGGUCCUCCUCCUCCUAACACACACGCACACACACGCGGGGAAAUAGACCUUCGGCAGCAAACAUGGUGUGGUGUGUGUGUGUCUUGGUUCUUACCUGCAGGACGUGCUGCACGUACUCCUCCUGCGGCUCGUCGUCCAUCAGACUGUCCUUCAGCUCGAGAUGCGCAAUAUACAUGUUGCCUGCAGCAGGGGAGCCACACACAUACAGACAGACAGACAGAGGGGGGGUCAAUGCGCUGGUGUGACUCUGCAGGGGUGGUGUGUGUGUGUGUGUGUUUCAUUACUCGCGAGGCAGAGGACCAUUUUGACAGUGUAGGCCAGGGCGUACUCGGUGAGGAUGUAGAGCGCUAUCACGAAGUGCUGGCUCACCGCCAAGCGAUACACCAUACCUGCACGUGACACCACACCACACACACGUACGUCUUAUUUCCUCUGUCUGCUUUUUUCUGCUCGUCUGCGUGUGUCGUGUGAGUGGAUGUGAUGUGUCGGUGCGUGGCUGUCUGUGGUCUGCUCCGCGCACCGACCGAUGGCCGUGUUGAAGAAAGACAGAUAAACAAAUGCCACAAAGGUCCGGCCCCACGCCUCCACCGAAAACAGAAUCCACACAAUCCCAAAGGCCUGCACACACACCAGACAGACACACACACCCAGACAGACAGACACACACACACACACACACAGAGAGAGAGAGAGAGAGAGAAAGGUGCGCCCUGUGUGCGGUGGUGUUGACCGAGAGUCGCGAGGGGAUCAUCCGCUUACGAGUGACAUGACUUCGGUGAGGGGGGGCACAAACAGAACGGCAGCAAAGAGGGUGGGGGACAAGUUAAAAUACUAAGUGAGAAGAACAGACAGACAAACAAACAUGGCCCACACAGUCAGUCGACUCCUUGUGUGUGUGUGUGUGUGAGUGGGGGGUGGGGGGGGCUGACUGACUUGGAACAGCUGGAUGAAGGCCGUCAUGGCGUUCAACAGGAGCACCGACACAACCACCGUCAACGUCAGUAUCCUGCAACCAUCCGCUCAUCCACACAGCAUCUCUCCCCUCUCCUCCCCUCUCCUCCCCUCCCUCAUCUAUCUCACCUGUUGAAGCUUGCCUCCCUGUUCUUAAGUAUCAGCUCUCCGGGAAACCGCACCACAUUCGUGAAGCACUCGAACCACCCACCCCAAAAACCGCUUCCCCCGCCUCCCGCACCGCCCCCUUGCGGCUUAUUCCUCUCCGUCCGCCGCAGCAACGUCGGCGUGACGCUGUGAACCUCCCUGCCCACACCGGGCUUCCUCUCGCCGAUCCUGUCAGAGGCAGGCAGCGGCUUGGGUGUGGAUGCUGCUCUUGGCCUGUCGGCUGCCGGGGGGCGGGGGAGUAGGGGGGAGGAGCUGGGGUGGGACCUGGUUGUGGGGCCGGGGGAAUGGGACUCUUGAUCACCGGGCCUGAAACAAAACGAACAAACAGCGACUUACGUGUGUGUGUGGUUGGUUGGUUUGCUCACCUUGUCGGCGGCAGUGUCUUCCUCCUGCCCACCCCCUCCCCUCCCUCGCCCCUCAGCUCUUCCUUGACAGCCUCAAAGCUGUCGGCACGCCCGGCACGCAGCCGGGCAGGCGCUUCGACCGUGAGGCUCGGCAGGGGGCCGGUCAUCGACCGAUGUGUGACCGAUGGGUCGCUGUCGGCCGUCGUGUCCUCGCCUGACGGCUGCUGGCGCAGGUUGAGGAGGUCCAGGUUGGUGAAGGAGUGCGACCUCGACCACAGGCGUCUGUGCGAGUGGAUGGCGCGGUUGCGCCCGGCCGAUGGCUGGUCGAUGAACGACUGACUCGUGCCGAUGGGCAAGGGGGCCGCGCCCUCGAGGGCAAAGGAGGGGGGGUAGGUGGAGGGGUAGUCGACAAAGGCGGGGUCGAAUCUCUGGGGGUCGAUCGGGGAGGUGAUGGCGCGCACCGACGGGUUCACCGACAGCGGCACUCGCACAAUGUCCGAGGACGUGGCGGGCUGCGGCGGCCGGCCCACCGUCCCGGCCGCCUGGGUCUCCUUGGCCUCGGUCAGCACCAUGGCUAUCAUGUAGUCCAGCGACACGUGAAGCGUGGCGCGUGUGGCGUUCUCCGCAUCGGUCACUGAGGACGGCUGCCGGCCGAACGACGCGCGGCUGACGCCAUGGGGGGGAAGGAGCGCGCCGCCGAUGGGCGUGGGGGGGCCGUCGGAGGCCGAGAUCUGGGGCGAGAGGCCGGCGCCGGCCUGGAGGCCCACGAACGAGUCGAAGAUGAUCGGCGAGGCCAGGUGGCGCCCACCGAGGGCUGCUGCUCCUGCAGUGGUCGCCUGGGUCGGCCCGUCACUUGGACUGAGGGGGUCAAUGCCGCCUGCCCCUCCCUCUGCCGAGAACGCCGCCUCCUCGAAGCCAAUCAGCCGGCGGCCUUUGGUGCUGAUUCCCUGCAGCACGAACACACACGCGUGGGCCCGGAUGUUGUUCUGCUGCAGACACUGGGUGGUGACGGCCGAGAGGGUGCGGGCAAGCAGCGGGAUGGACCGCUCCAGCUUCUCCCCGCCCUCCAUCAGCCGCACCACUCGGUUGAAGCAAGAUACCACUGCAUGCCACGUCGGCCGCCCCAGGUACUGGGACAGAGAGUACACAAGGGGGUCGGUGAGGUCUAGGUGGAAGGAGGCCGUGUAGGAGCCGUCGCCCGCCGCAGGCAGGACCAUCGGCAGCGAGGGCUUGCACGUCCAGUCCAUCAAAGACCUGUCGAAGUCGAGGAUAUCGAUGUACCCGAGCGUGGCGAAGGCGUCGCUGCCGAACUUGAGGCCGAAAGACAGCUGACGCGCCCGAAUCGACUUCCAGAAGAUCUUGUCGGGGUGGUGGCCCUCGAGCGUCGACACGAACCCCAGCAUGGCCUUGGCGCGCCGCCUGCGGCCCCGCUGCCGGGCGUGGUAAGACAGAGGAAGGUACAGCACCUUCAGAGUGGCCAGCAGCACCUUCUGGUACCAGUACCAGCGGCCGAUGCGGUUGACAUGGUCGGCGAAGGCCGCGUAGCGGUCGGGCAGCACGUGGGGCUCCAGAAUGGGUGGAGGGACAGGGUCCAUCCCCCAGGGCGAGUCGUAGCUGUUGUUGCCGAGGAGGUAGAUGCGCUGCACGUGAAAGGGGAGGUCUUCCAGCCCCAUAAUGGGCUGGCUCAUCCGCUGCUGCCUGUUCUCAGAGUCGACGGGCGUCGCGCUGGAGAAUGACGUGAGAAAGGGGUCGUCAAACACGACGCGCAUCAGGGGGUGCGCGUUGGCCUGGCCGAUCGACAUGUGCAGCCGCCUCUUCCUCUGCAGCUUCUUGACGGCGAUGGACGACACCACCAGCAGCACCACCGCCACCAGGAUGCUGAUCAUGCCGGGAAGGCCCCCGAAGAAGGUGAAGAAGUACUCGACGGGCGUGAGGCACUUGGGGUUCUGCGACACGUCGGCAAACCCUUCUGGGCACUGGUAGGGGCAGUCGGGCAACGGCCACCCGGCCUCAGUGUAGUAGGCCUCGGGCGUCGGCUUGUUGUUGCACUUGUGGCACACCAGGCCGCCCUCCUCGUUGUAAGUGCCGACGGGGCAUGGCGAGCAGGCCCAACCGAAGAACCCCGGCGCGCACGGCCGGAGAGGGAUCUUCUCGCCUUCUUCGCCGAUCUGCCCCGGGCUGGUCUGGUUGCACAUGGCUGAUGUGUCGGGGAGCCCCCCGUCCACUCCCACCUUGCCCUCGAAGUGUGCCGUGCCGUUCUGGCAGGGCGUCAGCCAGUGGAAUGCCGUCACCCCGCCGCCCCCACCCCCCCCGGUGCACCUCCCUCCCCUCCCACCUUGCGCGAGGAUCUGCCCUGACCCCACGAGAUGACAUGCCUGGAUCACCACGGAGCCGCCCGCACCGCCCCCCUGACCGAUCUGAGAGAGGUCUGCGACCUCAGUCAGCCAGGGGGAGGGCGCAGAGCCGUCGACCAAGGGAGCCCCGCGCGCAGUUGUGGGGCGGAGAGUGAGUGGCUGGGUGUCGUUGUUGCUGACCGCCUUCGUGGUGAUGUCGCUGGUGUUGUCAUGGGUAGCGGUGGUCGUGUACGUGGCGCCCAGCUCGAUCAGGGACGUUCCUUGCGCCGCUCCUGUCGUCUCAUUAUCAUUUGUGGUGUUGGUCCGAUUGUGGUCCUGUGGUCGUGAGAGGUCGGGAGGGGGCGUGACGAGGGUCCUGUUUGAGUGGCUGAUGGUGCCGUCCUGGUCGAGGAAGAAUGGCGGGACAUCCGUCCGCUGCACGUCGAUCAUCGGCGCCUGCUCGUCGAACAAAACCGCCAGGCGCGACAGAAAGGGGGAUGACGGCGACGAGGGCGCCCCCGGUUCCUCCCCCUCCAUCCACGCAGAUAUCAUCGAGCUCAGCUGGUACAGCGCCCCUUUGCCGCCUUCCCCGCCAGCACCGCCACUGCUGCUGCUGCUGCGGCUCGAGUUGUUCUUCUCCUUAUUGUGUUCCUGGUGCCUCCACGUGACCAGCAGAGCGGCCGCAAUCACGGCGGAUGAUGUGUCCGACGGCACCGUGACCUUCCGCUCCCCCUCGCCCUCCUCGCUGCUCUCGAUGGCGUCCAUGACCGUGGUGAACGAGGCCACGGCAGACGCGACGGUGGCCGCCAUCUUCUCCUUGUCUGUUUUCUUCUUCUCGGUGGCCUUGUCGCACCCCCUCUUGGCCGGCGCAAUGGACUCUGGCAGUGUCCUGCCGUACUUGGGUAUGGGGUAGUCGCGAGUGCGAUGCCCUGCUAGCUUGGCUGUGCUGCGGAUGCGUCUUGGCUUGGGAAGCGGGGGAUGCUGCUGCCAUUGCUGCUGCUGAGCUGGGGCGGCCGUGGGAGCAUCUGCUGCUGUUGCCUGUGGAUGCCCCUCGCCACACGGUGCGGCAGGUAACGUGACGGGGACAGAGGACGGCCCACCCUCCUCAGCCAGCCCGCGGUAAGCGACCGGCUGGUCGCCACCCCUGCCACUGUCACUGCCGUCCCCCUCAAGACCCACGUCCUUGCCCUUCUUCCCACCCUCCUUGCUGGACCGCCUGUGCGCGUCGUCUCGGUCGAAUUCAAACCACCUGUCGACCAGGUCAUCGGCGUAUCUCUUCUGCCCGCCGCCCGAAUCGCCGCUGCGUGGGGGUGGCGGGGGAGGGGUGAGAGGUGCGGGGGAGUAGGGGGGAGGGUUGGGGCCAUCAGGGUUGUUGGGCUCGGCGUCGCCACCGUUGGCUGAGAUCUCGCCCGAGACGUUGAGGAGCUGGCUGCGUAUCCAGAUGAUGCCCCCGCCCCUGCCGGCGGCGUCGGUGUCGCCCCCGCCGCCCGAUGCGCUUGUGGUGGGUACCCAGUGGUCCCAUAUGCCCCACUUGUCGUAGGACUCCCCGCCUGUGCCGUAGCAGAGGUCGCCGGUCAUCAUGUCCACACCGUCGCCGCCCUUGCCCACAUGGCCGCCACCACCGCCGCCGCACACCUACCAAGCCAUGGCAGGGAGGGAGGGACGCAGAGAGAUGCAUUCACUCACUCACUAGGGUGUGCCUGAAUGUUCCUCCCGGGCAGAUGCCCUCCACUCACCUUGUUAGGUGAGUGGUGCGGCCCCUUCGGCACCGAUGUGCCCUUCCCGAUACCUUCAUUCUGCGGACAGCCGGCACUCGACGCAGUCAACACACCUGCAUGACAUGAUACGCACACGGACGGGCAUACCACCAGCCGGAAUGAGGACUCACCAACCUCGCUCCCUCCCUCUCUCCCUUGUCGCACACACACCCACCGGCAAUGUUGGCAUUGUUGGUGGCACACAGCAGCACAGACGGCGCCGUGACCUGGGCCAAUGGCUGCAGGUCCAAAGUGUCGUUGGCCACGAAGGCCACAUCGAACGACACAUUGUGAAUGCCAGAUUGCAGCUCAGUGACGUCCGGCGGCCACUCGAGCCCCAGAAGCAUCUCGCACCAGUCCGUCGUCUCUGUCUUGUAGGCGUCGCACUUGCCCUGGUUGGACGACCGGACGGUCUUGCCGCUGAGGAUGGUCAGGUGCUGGCUGAAGACGAACAUGGACCCCACGACGGCCCCCGCCAGCUCGACAUUGGACGCAUUGACGAUCAGCCGGUUGUGCUGCCCCUGGCCCCUCUGCUCGAGAGCCCCGUGCAGCAUCAUGUCGCCAUACGCACAUAUGGUGGCAUUGCCGAACUCGAGAGUGGCGCUGUCGCCCACGUUGACCUGCGAGGCGUACAGCUGCAGGUUGGCCACACGCAGCCGGCUGUUCUGCCGCAGCUUGACGCCCACGCCAUUCGGAUCAAGCGCAUAGAGUGUCAGCUGCUGCUGGGAGCGGAACUCAGAGCCCGUCAGGCCGGCAGAGAGAGACAGCGAUGAGACGUUCAUAACGGCGGGCUCCACUGCUGGCAUGGCCACGGCAGUGUCCAGCUCGACAGCGAGUUGCGGGUCGUUCAGAAGGCCCAAAGGGGUCGGCUGCUCGGGGAAGAACUGAGAGGGGGCUGGCGGGGAGGGCCCCUGCUCCGUCCUCUCGGCCGUCUCCUCCUGUCCGCCACCCGGGAUGAUUACGGGAAAGAAUGGCGUCACGUAAGGUCGGUUCCAGAUGGACAGCUUGUGGGCGUAGGCGGAGUAGAUGGUGCCGGCCCCACCGCAGCGGCACGGCAGCGUAUUGGGGUCGCCAGACGUGCCGCAGCCACCAGACGCCAGCACGGCGGGCGGCGGUGGGAGGGGUGUGCCGACAUGGAAGGAGAUUCUCCCGCCCCCUCCACUCGCACAGUCGAGCUGCUUGCCCUUGUCGCGCCCACCGGAGCCGUCUUUGCGCGUCAGGGGUACGUCACACCCGCCCCCAGUGGCCGUCACGCGGCCGGGCAGCAGGGGCGAUGUGAAGGUGAGCGUGGGUGACCGGAUCAGUAUGGAGCCGCCGGAUCCCGCCGGGCGGUCGACUUUGGGUGAGAAUGCGCCGCCUGAUGAUAUGGUGCCGUCGAGAAGGAUACCCGUGGUGGCGUUGAGGUGGAUCUUGCCGCCGCCGUUUGUGCCUCGUGCGCCGUUGGCCAUGCCGGCGUGGCCGAACUCUGUCGGCAUAAAGGGGUCGCCAUAGGCGUAGUCGAGAGGGAAAUCUGAACACACAGAUCGAUGGAUGGAUGGAUGAACACACAUGCGCAUGGCAUGGCAAUGCAUGUACGUGCAGUGCAGCCCACCCAGCCAUUGAUUUACCUGCAUCCGGCCCACAGUCGGUGUUGGCGCCUCCCAGCCCCCCGUAGCUGCCGCCUCUCACCACGCCCCUCGUGCCCACUCCCCUGCGGAAAUAAGACGACGUGCCGUUGGCAGACACCUCACUGAGCCUGUCGAUGACAAUCCAGCCGCCCGCCCACACGUCGACCGACGCGCAAUGGACGAGCGAGUGUGACAGAGUCACGUUGCCCGUCGCGCAGAGAGUGCUGCUGGUCCUCAGGUAGGCCUCGUAGGUCUCGACGCACUUGAGCGUGGCGUUCUGCAGGAUGACGUCGCCAUCAAACACGACGGUGAGCUGUGCUCUGACGCGGCUCUGCUGCACGACACACACGCCGUUGUCCACCGUGUCGCACUCGGAGUCAUCCCACUCGCCGACAUUGCCGCACACGGCCGGCGGCACUGCUGUGGAGUGGGACGACAGGUCACCGUGACUCGUUUGUUGGCAAGCCGCCGGAUGUUGGCUGAGAAUGACGGCGAAUGUGGCUGCUAAAGCAAUACAGAGGCAUGCCUGGCAAAUGCGUGUCAGAUCGGUGGUGGGAGGCCGGCGAUAUGCCAUCUCUCACUCCGGGAGAUGCCGACAGUCUCCAAGCGCCAUGGCCGAUCACAGCGACGCCUCACACGCAUGCGUUGCUUCUUCUGCUUCUUCUUAGAGUUGCAGAUCUCGAGGGCUCGCCCUCGUUGCGAGCUGAGCUUGCAGACCUCCUCGGGGAGGCGAGCGCGGGCUGAGCUUCCUUCUGCUGGACCACCCAUCUCCGUUGCAGCUGGAGAGAUGGAUGAUUUGCAGAACGGCGAUUGAGA
Vitrella brassicaformis is the source of this 10321-nucleotide messenger RNA. The record is from the annotation of a GenBank genome assembly. Lineage: Eukaryota; Vitrellaceae.